GCGUGGCGGGGAGCGCUGUGCUGUGAGUACAGAGCAGAAGUGUCCACAGUGGCAGCUGCCAAAGAGAUGCAGGAGGCUGCGGCCGCAGGCAGGGGGGACAGUGAGGAGGUGGCGCUGGUGGCGGGCGACACGCGUCUCCAGGCAGGCGGGAGCCCCGUGUUGGCCUCCACGUUCCAGCACGACACGCUGGAGGCCAGCGGCGGAGAGGUCACGGUCCCCGACGUGGAGGGUCCGGCACUCCAGGAGCUGCCGGCCUACGUGUAUUCCCUCCGGCCCCCCCGGCUGUCCAGUAUGGCCGCCCUACUGGCAGCUGCGGACACCGACUGUGUCCCGGGGCUGAAGGGAGACUGUGAGCGGGAGCUGGCCGCUCAGCUGACAGUGGAGAACGCGGCAGCCACAGCGGUGCUGGCAGUCGGGCACUCGUGUCUCAGCCUUGCGGAGGCCGCUGUCGCCUUCAUAAAGGCCAACUUGCAGGUGUUAGCCACACAGGGCUGGGCCGAUGCAGUCCUCAACCACCCUGAUGAAGCGGUCGAAGUGAGUCGGCUGCUCGGUGAGCCGUCGGCAGACUACAGAUGCCUUCCCGGAAAGGAGUGUGGCAGGAGGCUGAUCGAGGCAGCUAAGGAGGGGGCAGUGGGGGAGCUGAGGGCGCUUCUGGCGGUGGGUGCGAAUGUGGAGGCGAGGGACGAGGACAUGUGGACUGCCCUGCACUGGGCGGCAGCGAGGGGACACGAGAAUGUGGUGAGGUGUCUGGUGGAGGGUGGGGCGGACGUCGAAACCAGAGACAGCAGGGGGAACACACCCACGCACUGGGCUGCAUACCGCGGCCACGCGGCUGUGGUGCGGCUACUGGCCGCAUCCUCUGGUGACCCCGACGCCAAGGACGUUUACCGGCGGACGCCGUUGCACUAUGCAGCGAGGCAGGGCCACGCAGAGGUGGCGGCUGUGCUGCUCGAUGUGGGGGCCGACAGAGGUGCCUGGGAUGAUCACGGACACAUACCUCUGGACCUAGCCAUGCAGAACAGAGAGCAGCAGCUUGCAGAUAUGCUAUCAUGAAGCAUGCAAUCCAAAAAAUUCUUUUGCUAUAACAUUUAAACACAUCUCUACAUUUAUUGUGUAUAAUUUUUCAAUAAAGAAUGUAAAAAAUUAA
Molecule: messenger RNA, 1147 nt
Organism: Schistocerca americana (American grasshopper)
Lineage: Eukaryota; Metazoa; Arthropoda; Insecta; Orthoptera; Acrididae
Product: serine/threonine-protein phosphatase 6 regulatory ankyrin repeat subunit A-like
Exons: 3
Coding region: 67-1053 (328 amino acids)
Molecular function (GO): protein binding
Source: RefSeq, a predicted model, not a curated record